UGCUUUAGGCGUGCAGCUCUCCCGCACGUGGGCUUCUCAGGUGCUGUGUCUUCUGGCCGGCUCUGAUAAAGCAGCGAAGGAUGAGAGGAUGCAGAAAAUCAAAGAUUGACUUGGUGCUUCCAGGCUGUUUACUGCAUCUCAGGCUGACCAUCGGUCCAGAAGAAAGAAUAGCUGCUAGGCUCGGGAGUUCAAUGCACUACAGCACAGAUAUCUUAAUGAAAAAAAUAAUCACUUUGAAUGGCGGGGAAUAGAGGAAGAAAGGCAGAAAAUGUUUUCACCAAAAAGUGGGUGAUGUUAAAAUCUGCAAAACUGGCAUCAUACCCACAGAAGGUUAUAAGUAGCCGAAUUCUGUUCUCUGAUACUUUGUAAAAUAACUUCUGGAGAAACUGAGACAAAUUUCUUAGAGGGGAUUCUCAAAGCUAUCAGCAAAAAUCCAACAAAUCAAAGAAUUAAAUACAUUUUCCUUUACAUCUGCCCUUACUGGCAUUACCUCUCUGCUUCUCCAUACAAAUCAGCCUGUGUAGUAUCUUGGGUCCCAACCUGGGAUUUCUAAUGGCCAAAUGGCUUUUCCUGUAACUGAGGAGGCUGUGUGGUCAGAUCCAUCCAAAUGGUACAGUUCCCAUAUGGAAACAUUAUCAUAUUAUAUAGAUUUACAUGUACUGAGCAUUAAAAGAAACAUAUUUGGCCCCAAAGCUGAUUACUUUUACAAAAGGGAAUCAAACUGCUUUUGCUGUUUAAUUUGCAGUCCCCUGGUGUGUGUGUUAUUCCCACUACAGUACAAACAAAUGCAUCCAACUCAGUCAUUUUUCUAAGCCAAAUAUUGUUUUUCGCCCUCCAGUUCAGGAAGACCAUGAACCACAAAAUGGUAGGAAAGUGUUUCCAAGGAAGUAUCGGUGUGUCCUUGUCCUCUUUUUCUGCUUUUCCCCAUGUUUCCAUCACUGGCCAGCAUCAGGGACAAGGCACUGGGCUGGAUAAUCUUUGAUCUGAUGUGAGAUGACCGCUCUUUUUAUAUGAUAAUUGAAGCCUCUAGCAGGAUUCACAAACAUGUGGCAGCUUUGGAAGGGACUGAAGGACGGGUCAGAGGCUGGAUCCCUACACCUGCUCUGCAAAGCCAAGGUCCUGCAUGAGUUCAGGGUGACCAAGUUCUUACCUUUAACACUUCUGAGACUUUUGUUGCUUAAAAUUGCUGUAGGUGAUGCUGAGGACCAACCCUGGCUUCAGGAGCUGGGUUGAAAGGGUUGCACGAAGUUACCUUUGGCCCUUCUUCCCAUGCAGCAUCAAUUACAGCUGAGACCAAGUCCAGAAGCUGUUUUGACACACUAGAACAUUUCACACACACUGCUGGAAAAUUUAUUCCCACAAAAAUCUUCUCAUUCUCUUAGACAAAGGGUUUUUUUGCCCCCACAUUUUGUUGUCAAAAUCUUUUUCCCAUCUGUUAUUGGGACAAAACAACCUCCUAGCUGGGACGUUUCAUUCAUGGAUAAAGCUUUUACCAGAACUUGUUUUAAGAAGCUGAGAGUUAGGGGCUCUCAGCAAAAUCAGCAACAAAACUCCCAUUGAUUUCCCUGUGAGCUGAACUGAGCCUCUCCUGACAGCGGGGAGAUUUUUAGAGGAGUUACGAUGGUCUUGUUGCUUCGCCCUUUCGAAAGCAAACUGUUUCUGGUGAAGGAACAAUCAGAAUAUUUGUCUCUUUAAAUGAAUGGUUCUCAGAGCCCGCACUGAGAGGCAGUCUCCCUCUCUGCGGCUGCGAGGCUACUCAGAGCCUCCAAUAAAUCAGCAUGCAGGAGCUGCGAGCUCUGUCCUUGAAGAGAUGCACAGUGACCUUGCUUACGCUCACUCCGGAGGAAUAACCAGGGGAGCCCAAAUAGUGCGAGCUCUACGACUAAAGGCGCCGCAUUCUGCAUGCAAACGCUACCGUACCGAAGACACUGCUACACAAAAUGCAGCUCUCCUGCUAGCCUGACCAGAUUGCUGCUGUUGUUUUUCUGUUUUUCUCCUUUUUUUUUUUUCCUUUUCUUUUUCGCAGGGAACUGAGUGAAAUCCUUAUGAUCGUUACAUGCUGGUUCAAUAAUAGCACACCCCAGUCACGUCUCCUCGCAAGCACAUUUCGUUGGAAUCGCUGAGCAGAAGCAAAGAAGAGCUGACGACUAUGUGUUUCCAACGCGGGCUGCCGGAGCCCUGUGCUUGCCAUUGGCUGCAGUUUUCUGGUUUAUUUGCAGCUUCCCCCAUCUGGAAUAUGAAAAUGGGAUUGAAGUAGAUAAUUGCUAGCAGCGGGUUUUCGAGAGAGGCUUAGAGGGAACAGAAUGCCUCUUGCACAGCACAGGCUGGCUGUGCUGGAAGAGCUCGCAGAGAUGAUUUUAGAUGUUACCCACGUCUGAAUCUCCUGGAAACUUUACCGUGGAAGCAAACCGUUGUGCACAACACUGGAGCUAACAUCUAAAAGGGGGCAAGGAAGGGGCAGCAGGGCCAAAAAAUGGGAUACUCUGUCCUUGGAUUGCUCAGAGAAAAAACAGCAAGCGUUUCCCUCUGCUUCCCAGUGAAAAGUGCAUGAGAGCGACAAUGAACUGAAUUUUACCCCCAGCGGAGCUUCAGGAUGGGAUACACAGACCCUUCGUCAAGCAGGGAUUUGCUGGGAAACAGAACUUUGUUCUUCAUCUUCAUCUGCGCCUUUGCCGUGGUCACCUUGCUGCAGCAGAUCCUCUAUGGGAGGAACUAUCUCAAAAGAGGGCUGCAGUUUAGCUGGCAGAAUGGAGAGGAGUUGGCAAAUUGGACCGGCACCUUUAAUUUCACGGAUGACGGAGCAGUGAAGAGUGGCAGUGACACAGGCAUCAGGUAUUUUGAAUUUUACGAAGGACCUUUGGAGUACAACUCUACCAAAUGCCUGGAACUGCGGCAGGACAUCAUUGCUGUGAAGGUUUUAUCCAUGGUGAAACAAACAGAAUUGUUUGAGAGGUGGAAGAACCUACAGAUGUGCAAAUGGGAGAUGAAUGUCACAGAAGCUAAUUUAUUCAAGUCUACUUUGUCGAGGUGUUGCAAUGCCCCUGCCUUUCUCUUCACCACCCAGAAAAACACGCCCUUGGGAACUAAACUGAAGUAUGAAGUGGAUACUAGCGGAAUCUUCCAUAUCAACCAAGAAAUCUUCAAAAUGUUUCCAAAGGAUAUGCCGUACCACCGCUCCCAGUUUAAGAAAUGUGCGGUGGUUGGGAACGGAGGAAUUCUGAAGAACAGCAGAUGUGGUCGGGAGAUUGACAGCGCAGACUUCGUGUUUCGAUGCAAUUUGCCUCCUAUAUCUGAGAAAUACUUCACAGACGUUGGGGUAAAGACGGACGUCGUGACUGUCAAUCCCAGUAUAAUUACUGAGAGAUUCCACAAGCUGGAAAAAUGGAGAGAACCUUUCUACGACGUGCUCCAGGUCUACGAGAACGCUUCCGUUCUGCUGCCAGCUUUCUACAACACUCGCAACACGGAUGUCUCGAUUCGGGUCAAAUACGUCCUGGAUGAUUUUGAGUCCCAGCAAGCUGUUUAUUACUUUCACCCUCAGUAUCUCAUCAACGUUUCGCGAUAUUGGCUCGGCCAAGGGGUGCGGGCCAAGCGGGUCAGCACCGGGUUGAUCCUGGUGACUGCUGCCCUGGAGCUCUGUGAAGAGGUCCAUCUUUUUGGCUUCUGGGCGUUCCCCAUGAACCCCUCAGGGAUUUUUAUAACUCACCACUACUACGACAACGUGAAACCUCGGCCCGGUUUCCACGCCAUGCCAUCAGAGAUCUUCAACUUCCUCCACAUGCACAGCAAGGGGAUACUGCGGGUUCACACGGGAACCUGCAGCUGCUGUUGAUGGGGAAAGUUCUUCCUCUGAUGCAAAAGUGUAACAGAAACUCAAUGCCUGUGUGUGACGUAGAAAGUUUUAUCACACCCUGAGAUUAUGCAAUAAUUGUUUGAUAUAAAUUUCCUCAAGGCAUUGCAUCCCAUAGGAUCCGGGACACCAGCAUCUUUCCUGCUAUCAGUUGGGUCCGUAACAGUGUAGGAGAAGCAAAACUCCUCUGUUCCAGGGUAUACUCUGCCCUGGGAAGCAAGUCAGAUAAGAAGCACAUUUCUGAUAGGUUUAGGGAUAAACAGAGCACGUUAACAUAGGUAUCAUUUCACUAUGAAGAAAGCACCAAACUUUUGAGGAGAAUCAGUGACAGAGAGUUUUAGCAUAGACUGACUUUGUGUAGGUUUCUGAAUCGAGUACCUUGGGGCAUUGUCAGAUUUUACCGAAAGCACUGUUCUCUGACAUUGGGGUUUUUGAAAAUACUCUUUAGCAUUGUAGUUUUAAGAGGAAGUAUAUAACUUGAGGUCUUUGUUCUGUAAUGUCACAAAGUAUUGGUGAAAAAUAGCAGAUAGAUGUGAUAGGAAUAAACAAGAUCACUUUGUGAAAUUUUUCAUCGGGGAUAGAAGAGAAUGUUAAACUCCCGUUCACAGCAACAGGUAACUGUGUUGAUCAUAGUAUGCAAUUGUUUUAGAGCUUCUUUCUUCUUCCUUCCUGUGUCUUAUACUUCUAGUCUCCUUUGCUGAACAUGUAUUUUGGGGUUUUUGGUUUUGUUUUUCUCAUUGUCUGUAAAGCUUUCCUCCUGGCUAAUACAUGGGCAAUCUGUGUAGCUCCUCCUACAGUGACCACUUCAGAUUGGAGUCUUUAUUGAAGAAAUAUACUCCUUCACACUUCUGCAAGAUUUUCUUGGGCUGGAUAGCGAGGAGAUUAUAUAGUUCUAUUUUCUGAGUUGAUUUUUUUCAUUCAGGUAUCACAGCAUUAAGACAGGAAAAAGCAUUUCCUUGUUUAUGUUUACGAAAGACUUUGUAAGAGUGUCUGAAUGUAGACUCACUGUUGUGCAGGUCGAGGUAAAUACUUUCAGGUAUCUGUGGAUAGUACUGGCAGGAAAAUAAGUUAAAUACAGUGAAGACACUUGUGGCUUGGAUUAUGAUGUUUAUUUCAAAAUUAAGCAUCUCAAGAUGUCACUGUGGCUUUUUUGUAUGUUGAGAAUGUUGCUGGGACAAUAAAAGGGCUGGUGUGUUCUUUAAAAAGUUACCAAUGCAACUUCGUUGGUUACGCCAAGCUUAAUUUUUCACCUGAUACAGUGAAAAUGGCAAAAUCCCGAUGCAGAAAAGAUGCCAUGUCUUGCUGGAGUUUAUUUUGGCUGCUGAACCGUGGCUGCUGGUAUAUGAACUUUCACACUGGUGUCGCUGCACACACAGGAGGGUGAGGUUUGCUGUUUCAGCUGGGCUGGCAUAGUCAAACAAACAGAGUGUACUGGUGUAAGUUCUUAGUCUGAAGCACUUGGGCUGUUGUCCAGCGCCUUGUCUUGUCUUGCUUAGAUUACAAGAUCUUUGCUCAAUGAUUUGGAGUUUAAAGUGCUAGUUCUACAUGAAAGAUACUUCUUUUUUUUUUUCUUUUUAGGUGGGAAGAGGGUUUAAAUCUAGAUCUAGACUUGGAUUUUCAUUUUGUGAUGCAUGAAUGCACAAAACUUCUUUUAAAAGCCUCUGUGCUAUGCUGAGAGCUGUGAAAGCUGCUCAUGCUGCAGGUAAAAUGCUCCAAAAAGAAGUGAAACACGAUGGCCUCCAUUUCCAAAUUACCCCUGACCAGCAGCGACCUGCGUGGUACGUGAUAACGUAUUUCCUUAAUGUUACACAAGACUCCAGAGGUUGGAUCACUUUAAAAGCAACUUGUAUCUUUCACAGAAGUGUCAGAACUUGGGAAAUGCCAGCCAGGGGUAGGCAGGACCUGUGCUUAAGCUUUAUAUAUUUGCAUUGCGUGGUUUUGGUCUUAAAUGGUGCCUUGCUGAGCACCACCUCGCAUCGGCCACUGUGAAACACGCAGCAUGCUGAGAAUGAACUUGUAGAUGAAAUGGCUUCCUUGAUUUAAUAUGCAAAAGAGAUCUUUGUCUUCGCUGUGUUUUGUAAAUAUGUGUGCAAAGGGCUUUGAUAAUGAAGUGCUGUCAUGAAAGUGCUACUUAGAGAGCGAUGUGACCCCCUGGGUUGGCCGUCUUGCUGUGCAUUAAGCUUUAUGAUAACAGGAAUGACGCUGGAGCCGGUACCUAGAGUCCUUACUCCCUAUUCUGCCUGAGUACAGGACUAGUAGUGACUUCAGUAUUGUUUUGCUGCUGCUGCUUUGCUAAAGUUACCGCCUUUAGUAAGGGGUUUUUCUUUACUAUGGUGAUUGAAGCGAACAAAAGCAACUGAGAGGAGUCUGAUAUGUUGCGAAAGAUACUUCAAAAAAGAUGGGAAAGCACAUGAGAAGCAUCCGUAUGUUGGAAAGAAAUGUUGCAAAUCCCUCUUUUUAGUCGCAAAAAUCCUAUUGGACUUUUUCGACAGACAAAAAGGAUAAGCAGAACUGUAAUUACAAUUAAACUGUAAUUACAGGGUCACAGACCUUUCCUUUGUUUGCUUCGUAUAAAUGAGCAAUGUAAAUUCACCUAGGCUAUACUGUAAUAAGUGCAGUUUUACUGUGUUUAGAUUUUGAUCAGUUGUAAAUCUAUAGCUACUAUAUUUUUUUAUCGAUUUUAAAGUGUGUGUGCAGGAUACUUGCACGUAUGCACCAAAGCCCCAGUCUUGCCAUAUUUAUCUGAAAAGAGCAUCCAUUCAAGUGGAUGGGUAUUUUAUUUGUGUAGGGACUGUGGAAACAGGCCCUGACGUGUCUGUGAAGGUGUACAUAGGUGUAUAGUUAGAUAUAAGGAGUGAUCUGCAGACCAGAAAGAUACUUAUAUAUAUAUAUAUAUAUAUAUAUAUAUAUAUAUAUAUAUAACACAGUCCUUGAGAUGAAAUGCAUGUUGCAACGUGUUUACUUUGUGACUCAUUUUUCGGGUGUUGCUCAAAAAAUGAUUGAAAAACUAUGGCACUUGUCAGAAAUACCAUAUGCAGAAGCUUUUAAGAUUUAUUUUUUGGACUUAUUGCUGGAAAAUCAGAUUUCUGCUGCCGUACCGUGGUGUCCGUGGUGCCGAGUGGAGAUGGCUGAGGAUGAAUCCAACCUGCUGCUCUGUUCUCCAUUGGUAGCAAAUAAAUCUCCUGCCCAGGAGAUUUUAGCUAGGUGGAGAUCACUACCCGUGCAAAGUCAAUGUGGGGUGGGUGAGCCAGCACUGACCAGCCUGAGCUUCUGUCUGUCCUGCUUUAAUGGACAAAAAGAAGGGCUGUCACAGAAAGUAGGACCCUCCUUGUUUUCUGCCAUCAUUCUGUUGUCUACCAAGCAUAAGAAAAAACUCUUUUGAUAUAAAUUCUUCUGAGUUUUGAGCUGUUUUGUUUUCCCUUCUCCCACGUGGCCAAGCCUCCAAAUGUCCAACUUUAACCUUCUUUGAACAAUGAGGUACCUGAGUGAUAAGAAGUGAUGGUCAGUAAGCUGGGUGUUUGUUGCACACUGUUAGGGCGAGUAAAAGGUGCACAGAGUGUAUCAUGCAGAAAAGCCUGCAGGCCCCAGAGAAAUCUCUUGAUAAAAAAAUCUGAUCUGUGUGAGAAGAAACGCCGUCAUCUGUCUGGUACCACAUCCUGACCUCAGGCUGUAAUCCCGGCUUGAUGCUGAGGGUAUGAAAUCUGAGACAGGGAGAGAGAAAAUUAUAAUGUGAUGGUUUAAUCACCAACGCCCCGUAUUAUUCAGGAGAAUCCCUUAAGAAGUUCCUGACAUCUGCACACUGGUGGUGCAAAUUCAGUUGGAGAAACGCAGCUAGAACUGCUUCUACUUUAUUGUCAGGUCAUCAGAGGAGGCUUAUGAAUCUUUCAGAGCUUUCAUCAAACGGAGAGCAGUAUUUAGUCGAAAUAGUUUAGCUGCUUGCUUUUGAUUUGUGAAAUCCAACUUUGCUGUUGGACUGGAUGGAUUAAAGGAUGUUAGGGUCAUUAUAAUAUUUUAGCAUAUUUUCUGUGAUGUCGACGGAGUUGUCAAAACCAGCUCAUGAAUUGCAAAGGGAGUUGCCGUGGCAGCUUCUCAGGGAGGAAACAACACAGUGAGUAGGUCCGUGGUCGCCUGGAAAGACGGUGUAAAGGGAAUGUAGGAAAUUGCAGCCAAAUCUCUGGUCCAGAGAUUUACUCCACUGCUGUGGAGUAAAGUGAUGAUGAUGAUGAUGAUGAUAGGUGUUUGAGUUGAGAGAAGGGAACAGAGCUGCGGAAGGGGCUGGAGCACAAGUGUGAUGGGAGCGGCUGAGGGACCUGGGGGGUUCAGCUGGAGAACAGGAGCUGAGGGGACACAGGGACACAAAGAAACGGCCUCAGGUUGCGCCAGGGGAGGUUGAGGUUGGAUCUGGGGAACAAUUUCUUCCCCAAAGGGCUGUGGAGCAUUGGAACAGGCUGCCCAGGGCAGUGGUGGAGUCACCAUCCCUGCAGGGUUUAAAAAUACACACAGAUGAGGUUCACAGGGACAUGGGUUAGUGCUACGGUUGGGUUAAUGGUUGAACUCAAUGAUCUUGAGGGCCUCUUCCAAACAAAAUGAAUCUGUGAAGCUUCACAGCUCGCGAUGGCCAGGAGCAGCUCCCCCAGUCUCUGACAAAAGCUGCCCCCAUGCAGACCUGACUGUUGACACAGGUGAUGUUCCCUUGGGGUGGUCAGAUGCAGUAAACGAAAAGAAAUCAGCGCUAAGAACAGUCCUGUUUGUGGGGAUUCGGUGAAUCAGGAGAAACGUUGCUCCAACUUGGAAGGCAAAACCACUGGUGGUGACCGUGGGCAGACUGCCCGUGCUCAGCUCUACAUGGCGGUAAGGAGCAAUCUCUGGUUUGCAUGUCAGGGAAACCAGGGUGGACAAAACACUGAGAGGUGGAGUGAGAGGGCAUCUGUCCUUUUUAAUCUUCUGAGGUCUGGUGGCUCAUCAGCAAAGCUCUGAUUAUAGAGAGCACAAGCUUGGGUGGUGAAAAUCUCUCUUUCCCCUGUCUUGCUUGUGUCUGAGCAAACUUUGGAGCUUUUAUGUGUAAAUGAAGAAGGAAACAUAGCAAAAUUCUGCAACCCCUAAGGACCAAAUUCCCUGGGAAGUUAGAAAGUGAGCUGAGGUUUUAGGUACAAAAGAGCCAGUAAUUAUUCUUAGGGCCUUUUCCAAAACCCAGUGAAGUCUGUGGAAGUUUGUGUGUACUUCAGAGCAAGUCUCCAGAAAUGGGCCCUUAUCCCGGGCAGAAAGAGCAGCCACUUGAUUUCAGAUACAGUUUUUAAUAUAUUGUAGGUACGGUGCAGUAGCAAUAUUGUGUUUUUUUGCGGUGUGUGUAAAGAACAAACUUAUCUGGAAGCAGAAGUGCUGUGACUGUCACUCCCCCUUCCAGAUUUCAGCACUUUUCAUCCCUGCAAACUCAUCUAUGCAAAACAUUUCAUCACAGUAGUGUAAAUUGCCAUAUCAAGUGACAAACAAACCCUUUUGUACAGAGCUGUGUGUACUUGAAUCACAUGCCUCUAGAAAAUAGGUGUUUUUCUGCUUGCUUUAAAAUACCAGGGUGGAAUUAAUUGUUGAUAUGAAUGUGAUUGAGGCAGGAUUCAGUCCGUUCCCUUUGAAGCCAGCACAACAUUCGCAUCUGGCUUCAAUAGGAAAAAAGCUUCAUAUGCAAUGCUUGUAAUCAAGCCACUAACCUGCAUCUCCCAAAAAACCCUCCCAGACUAUUAUCUUUUUAUGUCUUAUUACCACUUUAUGUCUUAUUAUCACCCUGUCUAAUGUGAGUGAGGCUGCUGGGCAUCCCUGUAUUGCCUGUAUAGUAUUCAAAAUCAACAAGCAUUUGUACUUAAGUGCUUUUAGAAACAAACUUAAGGGAAAUCCAAAAGUGUGCUAGGGAUUAGGGAGCUUGAGUCCCAGGCAGUCGGCACCUCCAACGCUCCCCAAAUCCCUGACCAUCUAAGAAACAUCAGAAAUAUGAGACUGAGCCAUACUGGGAAAAGAAAGACAGGUCUGCUCGGUGCUUUAAGGGUUGAAGGCUGUAAAUAUAUUACUAACAUGUCUGACUUUCCCAUAAGUGUUCUUGGUGUUUGGGUAAGUUGAUGUGCAUUUUUAACUGUAUUAAUCACUAUAAAAUGUGUUAGCGUGUAAAAUGGUGACAAAUUAAGCCAGCGAAAUCAGAUGCUGUGUUGGCUAGUUCUGGAAAUGUCUGUUCUACCAGAAAUCAACUGGUGGACCAAGACACUGAAGUAUCGCCAGUGCUCUGUAUGGCUUGUGAAGACUCUGGUUAUUACUUGUUUUAACAGAAUUUAAUUAAUCCCUAUUUGUUAACCUUGUGUUGGCCAAGUGUUACCCACUUAUGUGUGACACUAGAGCCUGUCCCCUUAAAGACAAAGAAAACUGUUUGUACCCACUCUACCUGGGACAGGACAUGGUGAUUUUUGCUUAAUUUCGGGGUCCUCCUUGUUCUCAAACCUCUGUGUUCAUCCCACGUAAAUUGUAUUGAACAGCUGCCUCCUGGUUGACUAUGUUCCCUGUUUUCACUUGGAAAACGAAUGCUUAAUUUGGAAAUACCAGAGGAAAACUGUGUGUCUUCACUCUACGGGAGCUUGGGCUAUUGCAAAAUUAAAUUAGCUUCAUGUUUAUUAUUUCUAUCAGGCAGUGAUGGUGGGGAUGGAGAAGUCCAAGCGGAGUCAUAGUAGUUUCAUGCUGAUGUUAAUGCCUCGUGUCCAUUGACUCACCUUUCUUUUUCGCAACCUUCCACCCUGUAAUUUCUGCUUAUUGUUUCUGUAGCUGUAUUAUGGUUGUAAUAGAAAGCCUAUCAAUUGAUGUAAGCCAUAACUAAACCAGUUAUCAGGGUAUAUUAAUUUCUUUUGUCUGUGUCACUGUGUUCGAAAGAUGAUUUAAUUCUAUUGAAUAAACCACUUUAACAGUUUUAUGGGAAAGACCA
Columba livia (rock pigeon) is the source of this 10805-nucleotide messenger RNA. RefSeq names its product ST8 alpha-N-acetyl-neuraminide alpha-2,8-sialyltransferase 5 (gene ST8SIA5). Gene Ontology annotation, molecular function: alpha-N-acetylneuraminate alpha-2,8-sialyltransferase activity. The record is from RefSeq and is a predicted model, not a curated record. Gene Ontology annotation, biological process: N-glycan processing; oligosaccharide metabolic process. The transcript has 8 exons. Bases 2594 to 3832 code for a protein of 412 amino acids. Lineage: Eukaryota; Metazoa; Chordata; Aves; Columbiformes; Columbidae.